UGUCCUCCAGCUCAGUUCGCGUGGGGAGGCUGGAGGCCCCGCGCGCGGGGAAGCCCUGCGGCGACCAGAACCCGGGGAGCUGCUGGAGCGUCAGGGCGAGCGCGCCGCCCUACGGCUCGCCGGCCUCCGCGACCGAGGGGGGCUCAGUCCUCACCCCCCGUCUCCUGCGGGUCCCGCGUUUGGCUCAUCCGCUGUGGUUCCUCCCCAGGUCGCAAUGGAUCUUGAAGGCGGCCAGAAUGGAAGAGCAGGGAAGAACUUCUUGAAAAUGGGCAAAAAAAGUAAAAAAGAUGAGAAGAAAGAAAAGAAACCAACUGUCAGUACAUUUGCAAUGUUUCGCUAUUCGAAUUGGCUUGAUAGGUUGUAUAUGGUGCUGGGGACUUUGGCUGCCAUCGCCCAUGGAGCUGGACUCCCCCUCACAAUGCUGGUGUUUGGAGACAUGACAGAUGCCUUUGCAAAUGCAGGCAAGCCAGGAAACAUAACUUUUACAAACAUAACUAAUGAAAGUUCCAUCAACCUUACAUAUGUCUUCGACCUGGAGAAGGAGAUGACCACGUAUGCCUAUUAUUACACUGGAAUUGGUGCUGGUGUGCUUAUUGCUGCUUACAUUCAGGUUUCAUUCUGGUGCCUGGCAGCUGGAAGACAAAUACUUAAAAUUAGGAAACAAUUUUUUCAUGCUAUAAUGCGACAGGAGAUAGGCUGGUUUGACGUGCAUGAUGUUGGGGAGCUUAACACUCGGCUUACAGAUGAUGUUUCCAAAAUCAAUGAAGGAAUUGGUGACAAAAUUGGAAUAUUCUUUCAGUCAAUGGCAACGUUUUUCACUGGCUUUAUAGUAGGAUUUACACGUGGUUGGAAGCUAACCCUGGUGAUUUUGGCCAUCAGUCCUGUUCUUGGACUGUCAGCUGCCAUGUGGGCAAAGGUUCUAUCUUCAUUUACUGAUAAAGAACUCUUGGCAUAUGCGAAAGCUGGAGCAGUCGCUGAAGAGGUCUUAGCAGCUAUUCGAACUGUGAUUGCAUUUGGAGGACAAAAGAAAGAACUUGAAAGGUACAACAAAAAUUUAGAAGAAGCUAAAAGAAUUGGGAUAAAGAAAGCUAUUACAGCCAACAUUUCUAUGGGAGCCGCAUUCCUGCUGAUCUAUGCAUCAUAUGCCCUGGCAUUUUGGUAUGGGACCUCCUUGGUUCUCUCAGGAGAAUAUUCUAUUGGAGAAGUGCUCACUGUCUUCUUUUCUGUAUUAGUUGGGGCUUUUAGUGUUGGACAAGCAUCUCCAAGCAUUGAAACAUUUGCAAAUGCAAGAGGAGCAGCUUACGAAAUCUUCAAGAUAAUUGAUAAUAAGCCACGCAUUGACAGCUUUUCGAAGAAUGGGCACAAACCAGAAAAUAUUAAGGGAAAUUUGGAAUUCAAAAAUGUUCACUUCAACUACCCAUCUCGAAAAGAAGUUCAGAUCUUGAAGGGCCUCAACCUGACGGUUCAGAGCGGGCAGACGGUGGCCCUGGUGGGGAACAGCGGCUGUGGGAAAAGCACUACGGUCCAGCUGAUACAGAGGCUCUAUGACCCCACCGAGGGCGUGGUCAGCAUCGAUGGACAGGACAUCCGAACCAUCAAUGUAAGGUAUCUGCGGGAAAUCAUUGGUGUGGUGAGUCAGGAACCUGUGCUGUUUGCCACCACAAUAGCCGAAAACAUUCGUUAUGGCCGUGACAAUGUCACCAUGGAUGAGAUUGAGCAAGCUGUGAAGGAAGCCAACGCCUAUGACUUUAUCAUGAAACUGCCUAAUAAAUUUGACACCCUGGUUGGAGAGAGAGGGGCCCAGCUGAGUGGUGGACAGAAACAGAGAAUCGCCAUCGCUAGGGCCCUGGUUCGAAACCCCAAGAUCCUGCUGCUGGAUGAGGCCACGUCAGCCCUGGACACUGAAAGUGAAGCCGUGGUCCAGGCAGCCCUGGAUAAGGCCAGAAAAGGCCGCACCACCAUUGUGGUAGCUCAUCGGUUGUCUACAGUUCGUAAUGCUGAUGUCAUUGCUGGUUUUGAUAAUGGAGUCAUUGUGGAGAAAGGAAAUCAUGAUGAACUCAUGAGAGAGAAAGGCCUUUACUUCAAACUUGUCACAAUGCAGACAAGAGGAAAUGAAAUUGAGUUCGAAAAUGUAAAUGGUGAAACCAAAAAUGAAAUGAAUGCGUUGGAAAUGUCUCCAAAGGAGUCAGGAUCCAGUCUAAUAAGAAGAUCAACUCGCAAGAGUAUCCAGGCAACGCAAGGCCAAGAGAGAAAGCUUAGUACAAAAGAGGCCUUGGAUGAAAAUGUACCUCCAGUUAGCUUUUGGAGGAUUCUGAAACUGAAUAUAACCGAAUGGCCUUAUUUCGUGGUUGGUAUAUUUUGUGCCAUUAUCAAUGGAGGCCUGCAACCAGCGUUUUCAGUAAUAUUUUCAAAGAUCAUAGGGAUUUUUAUCAGAGAUGAUGAUCCUGAAACAAAACGACAGAACAGUAACACUUUUUCACUGUUGUUUCUAAUCCUUGGAAUUAUUUCUUUUAUUACUUUUUUCCUUCAGGGCUACACAUUCGGCAAAGCCGGAGAGAUCCUCACCAAGCGGCUUCGGUACAUGGUUUUCAGAUCCAUUCUGAGACAGGAUGUGAGCUGGUUCGACGAACCCAAAAACACCACCGGAGCACUGACGACCAGGCUUGCCAAUGACGCUGCUCAAGUCAAGGGGGCUACAGGCUCCAGGCUUGCUGUAAUUGCCCAGAAUAUAGCAAAUCUUGGGACAGGCAUUAUUAUAUCUUUAAUCUAUGGCUGGCAAUUAACACUUUUACUCUUAGCCAUUGUACCCAUCAUUGCAAUCGCAGGACUUAUUGAAGUGAAAAUGUUGUCUGGACAUGCACUAAAAGAUAAGAAAGAACUAGAAGGUGCCGGGAAGAUUGCUACUGAAGCAAUUGAAAACUUCCGAACUGUAGUUUCUUUGACUCAAGAGCAGAAGUUUGAAUAUAUGUAUGCACAGAGUUUGCAAAUACCAUACAGAAACUCUUUGAAGAAAGCACACAUCUUUGGAAUCACGUUUUCCAUCACCCAGGCAAUGAUGUAUUUUUCCUAUGCUGGUUGUUUCCGGUUUGGUGCCUACUUGGUGGCACAUAAUUUCAUGGACUAUGAAGGUGUUCUGUUGGUGUUUUCAGCUGUUGUCUUUGGUGCCAUGGCAGUGGGGCAGGUCAGUUCCUUUGCUCCUGAUUAUGCCAAAGCCAAAGUGUCAGCAUCCCACAUCAUCAUGAUCAUUGAAAAAGUCCCCGUGAUUGACAGCUAUAGUACAGAAGGCCUGAAGCUGAAUACAUUGGAAGGAAAUGUGACAUUUAAUGAAGUCGUGUUCAACUAUCCCACUCGACCAGACAUCCCCGUGCUUCAGGGGCUGAGCCUGGAGGUGAAGAAAGGCCAGACGCUGGCCCUGGUGGGAAGCAGCGGCUGCGGGAAGAGCACGGUGGUCCAGCUCCUUGAGCGGUUUUAUGAUCCUUUGGCCGGAAAAGUGAAAUAUAACACUAAAGUAGGAGACAAAGGCACUCAGCUCUCUGGUGGCCAGAAACAGCGCAUCGCAAUAGCCCGCGCCCUUGUGAGGCGACCUCAUAUUCUGCUCUUGGAUGAAGCUACAUCGGCUCUGGAUACAGAAAGUGAAAAGGUUGUCCAAGAAGCCCUGGACAAGGCCCGAGAAGGCCGCACCUGCAUUGUGAUCGCUCACCGCCUGUCCACCAUCCAGAAUGCAGACUUAAUAGUGGUGUUUCAGAACGGCCGCGUCAGGGAGCAUGGCACCCACCAGCAGCUGCUGGCGCAGAAAGGCAUCUACUUUUCCAUGGUCAGUGUCCAGGCUGGAGCCAAGCGCUAAGGAACUGUGACUAUAUGAGCUGUUAAAUAUUUUCUAAUAUUUGUGUUAAAAGAUGUCAUUUAAUCAAAGUUAAAAAAUGAGCACUUAUUAGAAAAAACUAUGUAGAGUUACCUGUUUACUAUUUCCUGACACACAGUCAUUCCACCAAGUUCAGAGUCUUCAGAGACUUUAAAGGAACCAGAAGAAACAUCAUCACAUGGAAUAAAAUAAUGGUUGUAAUUGCAUUAGAAAAUGUAUAGAAUAAUUGAAAGUAGAUUUUGUUCAUAAAAUGUAUAACUUUUGUUUAUAUUUUCUUAUUUGGACUGUAACUGACUGUCUUGCUAAAAAAUGAUGGAAGUAGCAGCAAGUACUGAGUGUUUUGCCUAAAGUGCCUAUAAUAAAGCUAAACGUUUAUAUGA
Molecule: messenger RNA, 4242 nt
Organism: Hipposideros armiger (great roundleaf bat)
Lineage: Eukaryota; Metazoa; Chordata; Mammalia; Chiroptera; Hipposideridae
Product: multidrug resistance protein 1
Exons: 26
Coding region: 215-3844 (1209 amino acids)
Biological process (GO): oligopeptide export from mitochondrion
Cellular component (GO): mitochondrial inner membrane
Molecular function (GO): ABC-type oligopeptide transporter activity; ATP binding; ATP hydrolysis activity
Source: RefSeq, a predicted model, not a curated record